Paramacrobiotus metropolitanus is the source of this 2679-nucleotide messenger RNA. Its product is annotated as xaa-Pro aminopeptidase ApepP-like. The record is from RefSeq and is a predicted model, not a curated record. Bases 304 to 2496 code for a protein of 730 amino acids. Gene Ontology annotation, molecular function: metalloaminopeptidase activity. Lineage: Eukaryota; Metazoa; Tardigrada; Eutardigrada; Parachela; Macrobiotidae. The transcript has 7 exons.
AAACAGGCAAAACUGAAAACAGUAAAAUUAUUAAUCAUUUUUAUUAGGUUUUUGUAUUUUUGUUUAUAAGUUUCUGUUGUCCUGCAGAGCUGAUUUUCAGCCUGAAACUCUGUACCCUGAAAAGCAAAAAUAUCGCUCAUUUCCGAAACGUGAGCUGCGGUUCUCCAGUAUUUCGGUGUCUGUGUCUUUCACCAAAACUGUCCGUCCUAUCCAUAAUUAGAUUAUUUUGUAUGGGUACUUACAAUUAGGUAUUUCACCUCUUUCACAAUUGACGUUCUGAGCGUCAUAUGCUAGUUCUUGUUUAUGCGAUCAGCGCAUUGCAUGCUCUUAUCUGGUUUUAUUUAUCGAGCUGUUGGCUCGCACCUAUCCCGUUCCCUGAAACGACAGUUCUCAUUUUUCCACCAACCCUGCGGACGUUCUCCUUGUGCUCGUAUUCCGCUCUUUGCGCUGUACCUGCCCGGACCAUCCAGUAAAUCCUCACCCGAUUCUUACUGCUCGCGUAACUCGCUAUCCAGUGCAUUACUUCGCAACAGUCGCGCCUACUCCACCAUGCCGAAACUCAAUACCACCGAUCGCCUGUAUCAGCUGCGUCAGGUGAUGAAGAAUGUGACGGUGGUGCCGGAAGUCCUGGCGGCUUAUAUUAUCCCGACGGAUGACGCUCACCAGAAUGAGUAUAUUGGGCCGUCGGAUCAGCGACGCUCUUAUAUUUCGGGCUUCACGGGAUCGGCCGGUACUGCAGUGGUCACGGAGCAUAAAGCGGCAUUGUGGACGGAUGGACGAUAUUUUCUGCAGGCGGCGGAUCAGCUGGAUGAAAACUGGGUGCUGGUCAAGGAUCGUUUACCUGACACACCUUCUCUGGGAAAAUGGCUGAACGAGCAUACUCCGGUGCAGAGUGCAGUUGGGGCUGAUCCCACGACGAUGUCGGAUUCUACAUGGGAUACCGUGGCCAAGGAGCUGGAGAGCCAGGAACGACGUUUAGUGCCUAUUCCCAUGAAUCUAAUUGAUUUUGUGUGGGAGAAUCGCCCCAGACCUUCUAACAACACUGCUUGUGUGUUGCCACUAAAGUAUGCUGGAAAAGACUGGAGACAGAAGGUUCUCGAGGUGCGGGAAAAAAUGACGGAAAAGCGAGCCGAUUUUCUUGUCGUAACCGCUCUGGAUGAAAUCGCUUGGCUGCUCAAUCUGCGAGGUGCCGACAUUCCAUACAACCCGGUGUUUUUUUCCUAUGUCAUUGUUGGCUUUGAUGCUGUUCGAUUAUUCGUUCAGGAAUUCAAAGUGACACAGAGUGUUUUGGAGCACUUUCAGACAAAAAUGGAGCAUGGGCAAGUGCACUUGCACGACAACCGGAUAUUUCAACAACCGACAACCGGUUUGGGUUUUGGUGUUUUGGAGCACCUUUCAGACAAAAAUUCUAUGGAUACAGAUAUGGAACUUGUAAUUUUGCCUUAUGACCAGAUGUUUUCUGAACUGGACAAAAUUGUGCAUCAGAAUGCUUCCAAGAAAGUUUGGGUGGCACCGGAAUCAAGCCACGCAGUAUUCAGUAAAAUUCCCGCGAAACAGUUGAUUCGUACUGCUUCCCCGAUUACCUUGAUGAAGGCUAUCAAGAAUAGUGUGGAACUGGAAGGAAUGGUUAGCUGUCAUAUUCGGGAUGGGAUUGCACUAGCUGAAUUUUUUGCCUGGAUGGAAAAAGAAGUUCCCAAAGGCACUGUCUCGGAGUUAUCGGCCGCAGCAAAACUUGAAGAGUUCCGCAGUGCUCAGGAGAACUACAUUAGUCUGAGCUUUGACACUAUUGCCGCAUCGGGACCGAAUGGCGCUGUGAUUCACUACAAACCCACACCGGAAACCAAUCGCGUGGUUUCGGUCAACGACAUGUUCUUGUUGGAUUCCGGAUCGCAGUACUUGGAUGGUACAACGGAUGUGACGCGGACGAUGCAUUUUGGCACACCCAGCGAGUAUCAAAAGGAGUGUUAUACAAGAGUGCUCAAGGGCAAUUUGGCGCUUGCUAUGACAAAGUUUCCCGAAAAGACGACAGGAAUCCGGUUGGACACACUAGCACGGCAUGCUUUAUGGCAGGUUGGACUGGAUUAUGGUCACGGAACGGGCCAUGGCGUGGGCUCUUUUCUGAAUGUUCACGAAGGGCCAAUGUCUAUUAGCUUCCGCCACAAUCCUAACGAUCCAGGCCUUGUGGCAGCGAUGGUAGUAACUGAUGAACCUGGAUACUACGAAGCAGGAGCAUUUGGUAUCCGCAUUGAAGACCAACUGGUGGUGGAACAAGCAGCGAUGACGUACGGAAAUGCAACAUUUUUGGGAUUCCGUGUGCUCACUAUGGUGCCGUUGCAAAGAAAACUGCUCAGGCCCGAUUUGUUAACCCCGGUGGAGAUUGAGAGAAUUAAUAAGUACCACGAAUACUGUAUGCAGCAUGUGGGCCGUGCACUGCAAGAUGCAGGGAAAACGGAAGCGUACCGGUGGCUGCAGAAUCAGUGUGUGCCUAUUGGUUAAUCCGAAUUAUUCUAAAAAAAAAUGACACUAGUAUAUUUUUUAUCUUCGGGUUGGUUAAAUUGUAUGUCUAUCUACACUUUUUUUUACUAUGUUAUUGUGCCAUUAUUAUUACUUCUAAUUGUUUGUGGUGGAGGGCACUGUUAAAAAAUAAGGCUUUCUGUAAAAUAAAACAAAGGAAGUGUG